GCUGUGUUUAGAAAUGGCGGACGAGGGCCAUUUGAAAUACGAUUCGUGUGGGGAUAGCCCCAUUAUUCGUUCCUGCAACGAGCAAAUCGAUUUUGAAAGGUACAGAAAAAUGGUCCAGUGGUACAUCGACAAGCACCAGUACACGUCCGCAUUGUUCUGGGCUGACAAGCUCGCAUCGCUGUCAAGAGAAAACGCGGAUGAUAUUUAUACGAUGGCCCAUUGUCUAUACCUGACGAAGCAGUACCACAGAGCAGCUCACUGCAUCGAAAGUAGAAACCUGCACAAGGCAAAUCUCAAUUUCAAGAUAUUAGCGGUGUCCAGCAGAAUUGCAGGCAAGGAGUACAAAGAGGCAAUUGAAAUCUCAGAAGCACCACUCUUGGAUGCCUGCCACGCAGAGAGUAGUGGUGCGGACUCCAUCUCACAACAUCGGUUGGAGGCAUCACUACACCUGCUCAAAGGGAAGGCGAAUGAGGCUAUUGAGAACCGCACAGUCGCUGCAGAGUGCUACAAGAAAGCGCUGGCCCUCGAUAUUCACUGCUAUGAAGCAUUCGAAGCACUGGUGAAGCAUCAGAUGCUUUCACGAGAAGAAGAGGAGAGUGUCCUUAACCUGCUGACCAUGGCCAUGGGUGCAUCUUGCGAAGACAGCGAGUUUGUCCGGCUGCUUUAUGGGACAAAAGUUAAGAAGUACGACAAGCCAGACCCGUCUGAGCUUCCAGGCGAGCUGUCUCAGCUGAGCGAUAACCUAGAUAUUGCCACAGCUGUGGCUGAAAAGUGCUACUAUAAUUGUGACUACAAGCGCUGCUAUGCCAUCACUUCUUUGGUGCUUAGUAGAGACCCUUAUCUCAUGGAAUGCCUGCCUGUCCACAUAUCUUGCCUGAUGGAGCUUGGAAAAUCUAAUGAUCUGUUCCACCUGGCUCACAAGCUUGUGGAUAUGUAUCCCGAAAAUGCUAUAUCGUGGUUUGCUGUCGGGUGCUACUAUUAUCUGAUAGGCAAGGCAGGUUCCGCAAGACGUUACCUUAGCAAGGCCACUGUGCUGGACCAAGUGUUUGGUCCUGCCUGGCUUAUGUACGGUCACUCCUUUGCCAUGGAGAGCGAGCACGACCAGGCCAUGGCGGCUUACUUCAAGGCACUUCAGCUGAUAAAAGGGUGUCACCUCCCGUUCCUGUACAUUGGGCUCGAGUAUGGCCUGACCAACAACACGAAGCUAGCGGAGCGCUUCUUCAGCCAGGCACUGGCUAUCGCACCCAACGACCCAUUUGUGCUCCAUGAAAUGGGUGUGGUGGCCUUUCAGAAUCAAGAGUACCCGACUGCCAGGCGACAUUUUGAGAAUGCACUGAGUUUGCUUCAAGCGAAUGACCAUGGUGUCCUUCCUGAGAAAUGGGAGCCCCUUCUGAACAACCUUGGUCACACCUGCCGAAAGUUGAGGAAGUACAACAGAGCCCUGGAGUAUCACCAGCAGGCCCUGGUCCUGUAUCCAAAGAAUGCCUCAACGCUUUCUGCCAUUGGGUUUGUCCACAGCCUAAUGCGUCACUGGUCUCACGCAGUCGACUACUUUCACAAGGCCUUAGGUCUGCAGAGGGAUGAUGCGUUUUCAACCACGAUGCUCUCUCAAGCGAUAGAGCAGCAGAUGAGCGAUCUACAGCCUUGCAAAGGUGUUCCUGAAGUACUGCCUGAGUACUCCUCAAGUGACAGCCCGCGAAGCUCUGCACUGGACAUGGAUGUGACAAAUACUUCGUGUCAGUCUCAGGAAUAUGACAUUGACAGCAUAAAUUAGGAUGAGUGGUUGUUGACAUCUGUACAUAAAGCUAAUUUAGUCAA
This is a messenger RNA of Dermacentor andersoni, 1818 nucleotides long. RefSeq names its product cell division cycle protein 16 (gene Cdc16). Gene Ontology annotation, biological process: anaphase-promoting complex-dependent catabolic process; positive regulation of mitotic metaphase/anaphase transition; cell division. Lineage: Eukaryota; Metazoa; Arthropoda; Arachnida; Ixodida; Ixodidae. Gene Ontology annotation, cellular component: anaphase-promoting complex; cytoplasm. The record is from RefSeq and is a predicted model, not a curated record. Gene Ontology annotation, molecular function: protein binding.